Messenger RNA from Argiope bruennichi, 6961 nucleotides. It is a transcript of the gene bel, whose product is annotated as ATP-dependent RNA helicase DDX3X-like. The coding region runs from base 155 to 2314 and encodes 719 amino acids. The transcript is spliced from 15 exons. Gene Ontology annotation, cellular component: nucleus; P granule. Gene Ontology annotation, biological process: gamete generation; cell differentiation. The record is from RefSeq and is a predicted model, not a curated record. Gene Ontology annotation, molecular function: RNA helicase activity; RNA binding; ATP binding. Lineage: Eukaryota; Metazoa; Arthropoda; Arachnida; Araneae; Araneidae.
AGGAGUAAAAAAUUCCUGACGUUACAGCUUUUAUAUAGAAAAGUCGUGGGUAUAAUUUUAUGUACUGCAGCUUCGUGAAAAUUUUCUUAUAUUAUUUGUUUAUAAUUGUUUUAGUCCGACGUAAAUUGUUCUACAAUUUCUUCUGUAGUGUAAUAUGAUUAAUGAAUCCAAUGAAAAUGGAAAGGGUCUAGAACAGCAGUUUGCUGGUCUAGACUUAAACUCCACCAGUAAUUCGAGUGGAGCCAAAACUUCUGAGAGAUACAUACCUCCUCAUCUUCGCAACCGUCAGAAUAAUUUUCAGAACAGUGACGAUUCUUCAAAAUACAAUCAGAAUAGAUCAAGUCAGCCAGAGUGUGACAAAUUUGAACAUAGGCGUGAGCCUGAAAAUAUCAAGACAAGCAGUCGAGACUUUGAAAGAGACAGUUACAAAGGAGGUCGUGGAGAUUUCUCAAACUUCGGUAACCGUGGGCGGAAGUCAAAUGACUAUUCAAGUGGUGGUGGUGGUGGCGGCGGCGGCAGCAGCAGCAGCGGCAGCACUGGUUCUUUCCAGAGGAAAGUUGACUGUGAGAGGGUUGGAAAUUGGAGAGAUCCAACAUAUGUGAAGGAAAAUUGGGAAGAUAAACCUAGAGAUGAACCUCGAGGAGGGGGAAGCAGUGGUGCUCGUAAUAAUUCUUAUGAUCGUAGGAGUAAUAACAGCAGGCGCUAUGAAAGGGAAGAUGAAGACUGGAGCCGACCUCUUCCUCGUGAUGAGAGAACAGAAAGGCAGUUGUUUUCACAAGGCCAUACAGGAAUCAAUUUUGAAAAAUAUGAAGAUAUUCCUGUUGAAGCAAGUGGUGAGGACUGUCCUCCUCACAUCAAUUCAUUUUCAGAAUUGCCAUUGACAGAGAUAAUUCGCAUGAAUAUAGAGUUAACAAGGUAUACAUCACCUACACCUGUGCAAAAAUAUGCAAUGCCCAUUAUUCUUCACAAGAGAGAUCUUAUGGCAUGUGCCCAAACAGGAUCUGGCAAAACUGCUGCUUUUCUCAUACCUAUAUUGAAUCAGAUAUUUGAGAAUGGUCCUCCAAAGAAUAUUCCUGUGCCUCCACGUCAUUCAUCUAGAGUGAAGCAGUAUCCCCUUUCGCUCGUGCUCUCGCCUACUCGAGAACUGGCUUGUCAAAUCUAUGAAGAAGCUUGCAAGUUUGCUUAUCGCUCAAGAGUUCGUCCUUGUGUUGUAUAUGGGGGUGCCGAUCCAGCUCAGCAAAUGAAAGAUUUAGAUCGUGGUUGUCAUUUGCUAGUGGCUACACCUGGUAGAUUAGUAGAUAUGAUGGAAAGAGGCAAAAUCAGUUUAGAAAUGGUGAGGUAUUUGGUUCUAGAUGAGGCUGAUAGAAUGCUGGAUAUGGGUUUUGAACCUCAAAUACGUCGUAUUGUUCUUGAAGAUAGGAUGCCUGGAAUAGGAGAAAGACAAACACUUAUGUUUUCUGCAACAUUUCCUAAGAAAGUUCAGGAACUUGCAAGAAAAUUUUUGGAUAAUUAUAUAUUUUUGGCUGUUGGUCGAGUUGGAAGUACAUCUGAAAACAUUACUCAAAAAGUUGUUUGGGUUGAAGAGCACGAUAAGCGUUCUUUUUUGCUUGAUCUUUUAAAUGCUGCAGGUUUACGCAAUGGAAAUGCAUCCCGGGACUCUCUUACUCUUACUUUUGUCGAAACAAAGAAGGGAGCUGAUGCUCUUGAGCACUUCUUAUUGGGUGAAGGUUAUCCCGUUACAAGCAUCCAUGGAGAUCGUACUCAAAGGGAAAGAGAAGAAGCAUUAUGGAAUUUCAGAACAGGGCACACUUCUGUAUUAGUUGCUACAGCGGUUGCUGCUCGUGGAUUGGAUAUACCCAAUGUGAAGCAUGUAAUUAAUUUUGACUUACCUAGUGAUGUAGAAGAGUAUGUUCAUAGGAUUGGACGUACAGGCCGUGUUGGAACUGUUGGUUUGGCAACAUCUUUUUUUAAUGAAAGAAACAGAAAUAUGGCACUUGAUCUUGUUGAAUUGAUUACUGAAACUAAGCAAGAAUUGCCUGAGUGGCUUUCAAUCUUAGCUAAAGAAGUUCAAAUGGAGCAACGAUGUAAUGCAGGCUCAAGAAAAUAUUCAAGUGGGAAAAAAUAUGGUUCUGGAGGUUUUGGUUCUAGAGAUUAUCGUCAGUUUGGUGGCUCUCGUGAAAGAACCAAUGGACCAAGAAAUACUAGUGCAAACAAUUACACCUCCCCGAACUUUGGAUAUGGUGGAAAUCAGUACCCCAAUCAAUUUAGAAAUAACUAUGGUGGUGCUUCAUCUAAUGAUUGGUGGGGUAGUUAACUGUUCCCAAAUAUAAUCUUCAAAGUUUUAGUUGAAUUUGCAUCAUAACAUGGUUAUUUACCCAACUAAAGAUAAACAUUUGCAGAGAAACAUCAAACGUCUCUUUUUGUAUUUGCAUGUCAUACAUAUAUCUAGAAUUUGUUUAAGCGUAUCAGUUUAUUUUCAUUUGCAGAUAAUUGGCGUUUUUCUUGCUUUAAUAUUUUGUUUUUCUUUAUGCCUAGUAAAAAAAAUGUUAAGUGUUAAUUUCUUUUAAAAUAUGUAUGUAGCCUUCAUAGUGUCUCUUUUUAUUACAAUGAUUUAUUAGUGCAGAGCUGUCUGCUUCAUUCAUUUGUGAAUCGUGAAUGAAAUGUUAUUGUCGGAAGUUAGGAUUUAAUAUGAGGAAAUGCCAAAGAAAAGAGAUGUAAUAUUAAAUUUGAUUUGGUAGAUAGCUUUAUCUAUAAAUCAUAUUAAUAUGGAUGGGAGAACAUAAAUAUUAAGCAUGUGUUUUGUCUGAUCAUUAAUAUUAUGCAAGGUCAUACUUUUAAGUGUAUUAAUUUAUAAUAGCUGGUGAUGGUGUCGUCGGUUCUCAUUUAAAAUUGUAUUGCAUGGAGAGUAAUACCAUUCUAUGGCAAUAAAUCUUGAUUGUUAUUUCCUUCCUUAAUACGUUCAAUGCUUCAUAAGUUACAUUUUUGAGUACUAUGUUAAAACAUUUUGAAUUAUUGGUUUUAAUGUGUGAAGAUUUAAACGAAGUAUUUAUUGUAGUUUCCAAUUCUAUAAUUAUUUCGUAUUUAAUAAGCUGUUGGAGACGCUUAGUUUUUCUAUUAAAUUCAUUAUAUAAUGCUCAGAUUAUUUUAUAAUCAAACCUUUCAAUGCAAAACUUUAUUAUAUUAUUUUUGCUACUAAAUAAUGAAAUUCUAUACCUCAUGCCUGUUCUUAGUGUGUUCUUCAUUCAAUGUAAUCAUAUUCUUAUGUUUUUAUAUAGUUAAUCUCAUUUUCUUUUUGUGUUUGACAGUUCUGUACAAAAUGGUAAUGCCGAAAGGACUUACUUUAGCUCUGUUGUAAUUAACUUGAUUUUCCUGUGAUAAGGUCUGGUUUUGUGUCAUUUCAUUCUUAUAUUUAUAGUUAAGUCAUUUUCAUGAUUAAUCAAUGGGUUCAUAAUGUGAAUCAGUUAAAGGGAUGAAAUUAGGUUUAAAAAUGAGUUUGUUUUUACUGCUAAAAAUUAAAAGCAAUAUGUAUACUUGUAUUUUGUAUUUCCCCUUUAGGCUGGCUGUAUUUAUGGUCUCUUAAUAAUCGAUAGAGAUUAUUGACAAGCUAGAUUUUGAAUUUAUUAAUAGCACAGUUCAUUGAGCAUGUAUAAAUCAAGUAAAGAACAUCUUUAGUCGUUUUAUGUAUUGCAUUGACAUAUUAUUUUGUGUGAUAUUGUAUUUUUUUACUUUGAUAUCACAACGUGUAUUCUGCUGGUCAUUAUUUCUUAGCAUAUUAGUCAUAACUUUUUAUCUUAAGAAUGUCUUGCUGAAUAUUUUGCUUUCUUUUAUUAUAUAUUACAACUGGCAUUUGAGCAUGUUUAAUUUUUAGGUUUUAUUCUGUGAAAAGAAAAGUAAUUGAAAUUUUACUCGUAAGAUGUAACAAGCUUUAUUUAAUUAUAUCAUUUCCCUCUCUGAAACUCUUGGAAUUACUAUUACUAUUAUUUCUUUGAAAAUAAUGCAUUGCUCAGAACUAUCAAGUAUUGCUGGAGCAGGUUUUCUCCUUUGUUUAUAUGACAAGGAGUUGGAGUGGCUGCUUUAAGAUUUCUUUUUAAUAAAUACUCAUUGAUAUAAUAAGAUUUCUUUUGGAUAAAUACUCAUUCGUAUAAUAACAUUUCUUUUUAAUAAAUACUCAUUAUAAUUUUUCCUUUUCAGUAAAAUAGCAUAGGCAGAUAUAUAAAUAUUAAAAAAAUUGUCAUUAGGUCAGUGGUUCCUUUGUGGAAUACGAAGCAGCUGUCAUGAGGAUUUUGCAUCAUCAGUAGGUCACUAUAAAAUUAGAAUCCAUCUUCUUGGAAUUAUGAAGAGUUCCUACAUAAUAAUGAGCAAACAUCAGCGUUUAUUUGACAUAUCAUUUUAUGUUUGGUGUGACAUUGUCAUCUCUGGCUGAUACACCUUGAAACCCCACCAAAAGUUUUUUAAAUCGUAAAUAUGAUGGGCUGAAUAAUUUAGUAGCAAUAAUCUAUAUUCUGUUUUAAUUGUUGGAAAGAUUUGUUUACAUCUGAGCAAUGUUAAAAAUUAUUUGAGAACGUAAGGGAAUUCUGUGUGAAGAUUUAUGUGCGAAUGUUGUGUUAUCUCAAAAAAUGUAAGCUUUAAAAGUCAUGACUUGAGUUAUAGCUUACCUUUUAUUUACUAAUGCUUUUUUAUGACCGUUGUAUACAAGCAUAUUUCUUGUUAUUAAUUAUCUAUUCAUUGUCUUUAUUUUAUUAUGUUUACAUGAAUACUUAGUACAUUGUCUUAAGUGUAUUUAUUGGCGUGAGUUCUUUUUUAAUUGACCGAGAUAUGCAAUGUGUUGCAUUAAUCAAUCAUAUGUGUGCAUGUUUUAUAUCAAUAGGAUGGGAGUAUACUUAUCACCUAUUAAAAUAUUUUGUUAUUGCAGCUGGAUUAUCAGCAAUUCAGCGAGAUUGUGCUGAUAAGAUUUUAAAAUAUAUUUUAUAUUGACUAGAAUAUCCCGUUCGUGAUUUAUAUCAAUGCUCAAAAAUGUGCAGUGAGAUUCAAAAUGAUGUGCAACCACCAUUUAUUUUCUGUGAUAACUUGUGUCAAAAUUGUGAUUUUCCAUCCGUUUUGAAAUAUCUUUUUCUUUCGUUUCUUCAUAAACCGGAGAUAAGCAGCUUUAUUUUAAUUGUUUGAAUCAUUCUGAGUGAAAUCUAAUUUAAAGAUAGAAAGAAAGGUAUAUAAAUACUCAUUUCAAGUUUUCUUGUGGUCUUUAACAUUGUGGUGAACUUUUUCUGGUUAAUCUACUUAAUUUAGCUUCUUCGUGUAAUGCUGUUGACUUAAAUCGUCAUUGAGAAAGAUGCAAUAAUAUAAAUAUCCGAUUCUUAAUUUAACAUUUUGUUGAUUAUGAAUGCUGUUGUUUGUUAUAUUUUUGAAUAAUUUAAAUGAAUUUACUUCAUUUGUCGCUUUAUUUGUUGGAAUUUAAAUAUUUUUGUGACCUUAUAUAAUAAACGUAUGGAAUUAACAUUUUACAGUACUUGAAAUGAGAAGCUUUAAAUGUAUUCUCUGAGGGGGGCUGGGCAGUCACUGAAAAAAUAUUUUUACUAUGGAGGGGGGAAAAAACCCACAAAAGUAAUUAUAGGUGCAAUAAUCUUUGACAAGUGUAACAUUGUUCUGCUGAUUUUAAUAACACCGGUGCCGUUUCCUAAGUGCGCCAUUCGACACAUGUCAGGGAUGCAUCUUUUUCUCAUAAAUUGAUGUUGGAAGAUUUAUGACAUUUUAAAAAAUGAGAGGAUGGUCUUUUACUCUCUCUUCCCAGUGGAAAUUGUAUUUUAUCACUCUCCCUGUGAAGAUUUUACUCAUAAAAUGAUUCGUGCUGCUUAUCUCGUGGACAAGGCAUUUCUUUUAAUAUCAGUCUUAAAUAUUAUUUUCGAGCAUAUUGCUUUAAAGCGAUUGCAUUUUGAAUUUUAUUUUUGUUUAAUCUCUUAAAUUUGUUUGCAAAUAAAAGUUUUAAAUCAUUAGAAAAUCCACAAAAUGGUUUGCUUAGUCUUGUCAUGUAAAUGUCCCCCCCCCUUAUUGUCUAUAAAAACCAACUUGUUUUGUAGAAUUCUGUUAAUGUGCUCAUUUAUUGGUAUAUGUAUACAUAUUUGUGUUAAUGUAUAUGUAUACAUUUCCCCAGUUUUAUUUUUGAGCAAGAUUCGUUAAAUGACUACCUGAAAGGGAUAUUUUUAUACAACUUAGGUGAUAAAUUUUGGUCAGUUAAUGAACUCUGUAAAAUAUUGAUUGUUUCUAAUAAUUUGUUACCUGUUCAGUUGUGUUGUCUGUAAAUUUCCUUUGUUAUUUAAUAUAUUUCAUAUCCUCUAUAUUUAGUUAUUAUUUUUUGCUGGAGAAAUGAAUUGUAAUAGUUUUUUAAAACGUUUUUAGCUUUGAAAUCGCUGACUUCCUUGUUAUUUAUUGGCAUCUGAGAGAGAAAACGCUGUUUUACAAAUAUGGGCUCUAAAAUGCCUUGUUUUCAGCCAGUUAAGAAACUGUCCAUUAUGUAACCAGAACUUGUGAUUCUUAAUGGAGGAAUAAUUCCUCAAAUCUCUAUGCAAAUGUCAGAAAAAAAAAAGUGAAAUAUGGUGAUAUUUUGCUAUAUAAACUUUGGUUAAAUCUUAUGAAAUUAAUUUAUUACAAUUUUAGCUAUGUGACAUAUUAUGCAUAUAUAAAGUUUACAGAUGUUUUAUUUGCAUUAUUAUAUAAGCAUACAUAUAGUGGAUUAUUUAUAGAGCGCAUAAAUAUGCUAUUAACAGAUGCCUAUUACUUUAUUUUAAAAAAAUUAAGCAAUGAUUGUUUCUCUGAGAAUCAGUUAAUAUAUUUAGUUUGUUGCCAACUUAUAUUUUAGAGCACUUUCUUUAGUUUUGGAAUGGGUUUCCUUUUUGAACAUUGCAAAUUUAAAAGUUUCUUUAUUCUGCCAAUAAUCUAUUAAGUAUAAAUAAAGAGAUAUUUGCUAUAA